Oncorhynchus masou masou (cherry salmon) is the source of this 5020-nucleotide messenger RNA. Its product is annotated as zinc finger and BTB domain-containing protein 39-like. The record is from RefSeq and is a predicted model, not a curated record. Gene Ontology annotation, biological process: regulation of transcription by RNA polymerase II. Gene Ontology annotation, molecular function: protein binding; DNA-binding transcription factor activity, RNA polymerase II-specific. Gene Ontology annotation, cellular component: nucleus. Lineage: Eukaryota; Metazoa; Chordata; Actinopteri; Salmoniformes; Salmonidae.
GCCUUAUUUUAUUUACGUCAUUGUUAUGCGACCACUGGCUUUAAGCUAGCGAAAACGUUAGCUAAAUGGUCGAAAAUACUACCUUCUAUUGUUGGGCUCUAGGCUGUCAGUGACACUGACAGGGAGGGAUGAGGAUACGGCUGCAGGGCUUAGGCCAUGCCGCCAGCCUCCUCACCGAGCUCAAUCACUGCCGUCUCUCCCGCCUCUUCUGUGAUGUCACCCUCCAGGUGGGGAGCCGCUCCUUCACAGUGCACCGUGCGGUGCUCGCCUGCGCUGGGACACACUUCCGUAGCCUGUUCUCAGGUAGGGGGAAACAGAUCGGAACCUCUGGAGCCGGAGCUACGACAACGUACUCUCUGGACUUUGUGUCCCCGGUCAACUUUGAGAAGGUGCUGACGUUCAUCUACACCGGAGAGAUCUUCACAGACCUGAUAGAUGUAGGGGUGCUGUAUGAGCUGGCAGAGAGACUGGGGGUGAGAGAGCUGGUGAGAGCCUGUCACACUACCUUCCCUGACCUGCAGCAGCUGGGCUCAGGGUCUGCAGACUGUGUGGCGGAUGGAGACCUGGACUCUGACAUGGUUGCUGCUGCAGCUGGGUCACCAAUGUGUUCGUCGUCUGCCGCAUCUUCUUCCUCUCUGUGUUCAUCUGCUGGUCCCUCUGCUGCUCCUACCCCGGCGUCAGCACCAUCACCUCUCCCUCUCCCCCAGGGCAGCAGGGUGGCCAGGCUGGGCCGGGGUGGUGGACACACAGCCACCCUGUCCCUGCCUCUCAAAGCAGAGGAUGAGCAGUCUCACCUGGGCUAUGGACAGAUUGCCGAAGACAAACAGAUACAGCUGUCUGGAGAUCAGCAGAGUUCAGUAGGUAGUCUCUCCACUGUAGCUGUUGGGGCCACCCCAGGACUUCUCCUUCCCUUGCAGCUGAAGACUGAGGAGGGCGUGGAGGUGGUGAUGGGAGAAAUGGUUGGUAACAGUGAGGAGGAACAGAUGGUAGCUAGUGGGAGUAGAGCUGGUUCUCCAACUCCAUGUGUGUCUGACGCCUGCUCCUUCCCUGACUCGUCAGCCCAGCUGGGAAGGGUGGUCUGUGGGGUAGAGGCUCCCUGCGCCCCCUCCUCCUUUAGAGACCCCCUGGACAGUCUGCAGUUGGGGGGGGUGGGUGGGCUUCGCUCUGGUCACACAGAGGUGACAGGGGUCAUCUUCGAAGGGAAGGAGAAUGAAGAAGAUAAUGAGGAAGAGAGAGAGCAGCUGCAGGGAGACGAAGAAGUCACUGACGGAGGAGAGGACCAGUGGAGACCCCUGGCUGAAGAUGUCAUUGAGCUGAGCGAUGAUGAGAAUUACAUGGAGGAGGAAGAAGAUGAGGACUUUGUGUGUGUGGAGAAUGGAGCAGUGCUUGGCGGAGAGGGAGUGGACCCUGGCCAGUUGUCGGGUAUGGUGGAGUGUAAAGCCUGUGGGAUGGAACUGUUAACAGACUCUGCUGCACUGGGGGCCCACGCAGAGACCCACCUCACUGAGACAGGGACCUGCAGGGUGUGUGGGGCAUCUUUCCCCGGGGACCGCGGGGCCAGCAUCACCCACGCCCUGUCCCAUGUGGUGUUCUCCUGUGACAUGUGUCAUCUCCAGUUCUGCAGCCAGGCCAAGCUGGUACGCCACAGACGCCAGGCGGCUGCUCGGUACACCCUCCCCAGUCAGCUCCACACCGCCACCCAGGGGCACAAUGGGGAGCUGCAGUGUGCCAUCUGUAACAUAACCCUCACCAAGGAUUUCCAGGUCAUCAGGGAUCACCUGCUGAGUCACGUGUCUAUCCAGUCACUGAGCUGUGGUGUGUGCCUGUUACCCCAGCCCUCCUUGUGUGCCCUGCUGUGGCACGCCCUCACCCACCUCUCCCUGCCAGUCUACUCCUGCCCCCUCUGUGCCUGCGGCUUCCUGGAUCGCCCUCUGCUGGACAGACACAUGGCCCUGCAUGCCGAGGAGGCAGAAACUGACAGAGAGGCCAUGAGGGCUCAUAAAGCAGCCGGGGCAGAGGGAGAGGAGGAGCUUCGUUGCUUCUUAUGCCCACAGACCUUCCGCUCUGGCACACCUUCCCACUCUGGCGAGUUCACCUACCACCUGCGCAUUCACACUGGGGAGAAGCCGUACCAGUGCAAGGUGUGCCUGAGGUUCUUCCGAGGCCGCUCCACCAUGAUCUGCCACCUGAAGACCCACGCCGGGGCGCUCAUGUACCGCUGCACUGUCUGCGGCCUGUAUUUCUCCACACUCAAGCUGGUGUCCUCCCACAUGGAGAUCCACAAGGACCACCUGCCUCCAGACUUCAACAUAGAGCAGACCUUCAUGUACAAUGACCACUCCAAAGAAACCCUCCCCGCCCUGGACACCUGAUCAGCUACUCCUCUGGUGUCCUUCUGCCUUCAUCUCGCUUUCACUUUUAUUUCCCACGUCUUUAUUUGUCUUUGAGCUGUUCUGUCAUGCUCCUCCUCUUCUCUCUCUCUCUCUCUCUCUCUUUCUCUCUGGUUGUGAGCCUUAUCUAUAGACUUGUAGAAUGCAUUUAACUUGUUUUAUGUCUGUGUUUGAGAUGGUGUUUGGAUGGAAGAGACCUGUUUUGUAGCAUAGCGUAACAGACAUCUUCCUUGGAAGUAGUUUAGCCACUUGAUGGCAGUGUAUGCACUGUUGUCUAUGGAAGGACUUAUUACCGUUUACUGUGUGCAAGCUGUCUUCAAGUCAGUUGGCUUUUCCUAAAUUGCAGUCAAACAUUUUCCUAAGUGUACUAUUACUCUUCUGUACAAAAAGUGUUGUUUUUCUGUCAGUUAAGCACCAUGUAUUCAUUUAUAUAUGAAACACAUGAUGGACCGUCUGUGUCUGUCUGAGUGAAACACCAUAUUUACCACUGUGCACCAAGCGUUAAAGGCCCAGUGCAGUCAAAAACGUGAUUUCCCUGUGUUUUAUAUAUAUUUCCACAUCAUGUGGUUGGAAUAAUACUGUGAAAUUGGGACAAUUAUGGUUGUGAAAAGACGACCUGAAAUUCCAGCCUGUUUUAGUGGGAUGGAGUUUUUGCCUGCCUGGUGACAUCACCAGACGGUAAAUUACUUAAUAGACCAAUAAGAAAAAGUUCCAAACCUCUCUGCCAAUUACUUGCUACUUUUCAGUGUUCCCCUCAGACAGUCCUAGCAAAGUUAUUGCUUGCGAAAUUGUUCUUUGCUAAGAAGCUAUUUUAGUUUAUUUUUUACCAUUUUAAUUGAAAAUAAUCACAGUAAGUUACUUCAUUGUUACCCAGAAAUGAUUUGAUAUUGAGAUAAAAAAAAACAGCUGCAUUGGACCAGUAAGUGUACCUGAGCAGUCAUACUGUACUUUGCAACCAAUGAAUGUGGCCUUAAUGUAUCAGUUCCCUUGGAAACCAUUUAGGUAUGUUUUCCUCCAAGCAUUUUACUUCUUUAGUGAUAGACUAUUUAUAAUGCAAACAUGAUACUGUGGUUCAUGUAGACUGUAUGUAUUAGUGAUCAGAUGAUAUGAACUAAACAAACAUGAUACUGUGGUUCAUGUAGACUGUAUGUAUUAGUGAUCAGAUGAUAUGAACAAAACAAACAUGAGACUGUGGUUCAUGUAGACAAUGUAUUAGUGAUCGGAUGAUAUGAACAAAACAAACAUGAUACUGUGGUUCAUGUUGACUGUAUGUAUUAGUGAUCAGAUGAUAUGAACUAAACAAAUGGUGGCUUCCAGCAUUUCAAAAGCACCACAUUAUGCUCUGUAGACUUGCAUACUUUGGAUUCGAUGUUUAAACGUAACUCGUAUUUGUGUUCUAUUUGGUGUCUUACCUCAUUAUGAAACGUUUUAUUCGAUUAAUGCUGUUUUUUAAUUGUAAUUUGUAUGUACUUUUUUAGUGCAAAUUAUGAACGUUUUCCAUUAUCUAUACUGAACAAAAAUAUAAAUGCAACAUGUAAAGUGUUGGUCCCAUGAAAUAAAAGGUCCCAGAAAUGUUCCAUACUCACAAAAAGCUUAUUUUUCUCAGAUUUUGUGCACAAAUAUGUUUACAUCCCUGUUGGUGAGCAUUUCUCUUUUGCCAAGAUCAUCUGUCCAACUGACAGGUGUGGUAUAUCAAGAAGCUGAUUAAACAUCAUGAUCAUUACACAGCUGCACCUUGUUGGGGACAAUAAAAGGCCACUCUAAAAUGUGCAUUUUUGUCACACAACACAAUGCCACAAAGUUUUGAGGGAGUGCAAUUGGCAUGCUGACUGCAGGAAUGUCCAGUAGAGCUGUUGCCAUAGAAUUUAAUGUUCAUUUCGCUACCAUAAACUGCCUCCAACAUCGUUUUAGAGAAUUUGGCAGUACGUCCAAUCGGCCACAGAACCGCAGACUACGUGUAACUACGCCAAACCAGAAUCUCCACAUCUGGCUUCUUCCCCUGCGGGAUCGUCUGAGACCAGCCACCCGGACAGCUGAUGGAACUGUGGGUUUGCACAAUCGAAGAAUUUCUGCACAAACUGUCAGAAACUGUCUCAGGGAAGCUCAUCUGCGUGCUUGUCAUCCUCACCAGGGUCUUGACCUGACUGCAGUUUGGCGUCGUAACCGACUUCAGUGGACAAAUGCUCACCUUUGAUGGCCACUCUGUUCACAGUGUGAACAGAGUGCCCCAUGGUGGCGGUGGGGUUAUGGUAUGUGCAGGCAGGCAUAAGCUAUGGAUAAUGAACAACAGCAUUUUUAUUUUAUCGUUGACAUUUUGAAUGCACAGAGAUACCGUAAUGAGAACCUGAGGCCAAUUGUCGUGCCAUUCAUCCGCCGCCAUCACCUCAUGUUUCAGCAUGCUCAUUUACAUGUCACCAAUUGAGCAUGUUUGGGAUGCUCUGGAUUGAUGUGUACAACAGCGUGUUCCAGUUCCCGCCAAUAUCCAGCAACUUCGCACAGCCAUUGAAGAGUGGGACAACAUUCCACAGGCCACAAAUGACAGCCUGAUCAACUCUUUUUAAACUUUUUUUUAAAGGUAUCUAUGACCAACAGACGCAUGUCUGUAUUCCCAGUCAUGUGAAAUCCAUAGA